AAUCUUAAAAAUGAAAUUGUGAACCGGACGGUUCAGUAAAUUUUCCGGUUUAUAUAAAAAAAUAAAAAACCGGAAACAAAUCAAACCCACCACUCUCAACGUCACAUUUUUAUGUUUCAAAAAUCAAAAUUGCAGCUUUCCUCAUUUCUUGCUUUCCGUCUCCAAUUUUCUUCAUCUUUUUCUCUCCUCUACUCCAUUUCGUCUUCACUAAGCACAAUUUACUUACUGUAGCGGAAAGCGGAAAUGGGUGUCACUAAAUUGUGGGAUAUCUUGGAAUCCUGCAAGAAAACUUUACCGCUUCACCAUCUUCAGAAUAAGAGGGUGUGCAUAGAUCUGUCAUGUUGGAUGGUGCAGCUGCAGAGUGUGAAUAGGUCACACUGUGCUAUGAAAGAGAAGGUUUACCUCAGAGGUCUUUUUCACAGAUUGAGAGCUCUCAUUUCUUUGAAUUGCAGUGUUAUCUUUGUUACUGAUGGAGCUAUCCCAGCCAUCAAAAUUUCUACAUAUAGAAGGCGCUUGAAUUCAGUAAAUGAGGUUACACAAGAUGAUGUAGACAGACACAAAGUUACAUCCCUUCGAAGAAAUAUGGGUUCUGAAUUUUCAUGUAUGAUCAAAGAGGCAAAAAUCCUGGGCAAGGCGCUUGGUAUCCCUUGCUUAGAUGGGAUUGAAGAAGCUGAAGCACAAUGUGCUCUAUUAAACUCAGAAUCACUGUGUGAUGGAUGUUUCACUUCAGAUUCAGAUGUCUUCCUUUUUGGUGCAAGAACUGUGUAUAGAGAAAUAUGCCUUGAUAAAGGAGGAUAUGUAGUUUGCUACGAAAUGAAUGACAUAGAGAAAAAACUUGGACUUGGAAGGCAUUCACUGGUUGCCCUUGCCCUUCUUUUAGGAAGUGAUUAUUCUCAUGGAGUUCGUGGGUUUGGACCUGAAUCGGCAUGCCAGGUUGUUAGAUCAAUUAACGAAGAUGUUGUUCUUCAACGUAUUACUUCGGAUGGUAUAUCUUACUUGACAUCGUUAAAAACCUCAAAGAAACAAGGGAAAAUAUCUGAGCGUCGUGGGAAAGAGAACUUUCCAGAUUCCCAAAUAAAGGCUACUGGAGAUCAGCUCCCUCUAGAAAAAGAUUAUGAAGUUUUGCCGGUGAUCGAAGCAUAUAUGAAUCCAAAGUGUCACUUAGCAGACUCCGAUUCUGUGUACAGGGUCCUUGCUGUGCAUCCUUUUAAUCGUGCUGAGCUUCAGGAGCUUUGUUCUAGGUUCUUUGAAUGGCCUCCUGAGAAAACAGACGAGUAUAUCCUUCCAAGGAUUGCUGAAAGAGAACUGCGGAAGUUUGCUAAUUUGAGGUUGUCUUCCUCACGGUUAGGAGCUGCACUUCCAUUGGACACAAUGCCUGUAAAAUGUCCUAUUUCUGAAGUUCGCAAGCACAGAAGAGUACAAGGUAAAGAAUGCUUUGAAGUUUCAUGGGAAGAUUUUGAUGGCCUUGAAACUUCCGUAGUACCAGCUGAUCUUGUACGGAGUGCUUGUCCUGAGAAGAUUGCAGAAUUUGAGGAAAGAAAAGCUCAAACAAAGAAGCAGAAUCGCCGUAAAGUAAGGCCAAAGAAAUCAGAUGACACGGCUUCUAUGGCUAAAGUUGAUGCAAAACUCCAAAGCCUGCUACUCGACAUUGAGUCUAAGGACAAUGCUGGAUCCAAAUCAAUCUCAGAUCAUAACAGUUGUAAACCAAAGAGAUCCGAAGACAUAGCUUCUGGAGGUGGCCUGUGGGCCGGGUCAGAUCCAGCCCACUCAAUGGGUGGGUCGUGUGUGGAACUUUUAAUCCACCAGUUGAAUACCGUUGGAAAUGUUGAUCAUAGAACUGAAAGCCCGCUAAUCGACGUUGAUUCUGAGGACAAUGCAAGAUACAAACUAACCUCGUGCAAUAGCUCAUCCACAUCAGUAAGCAGCAUUGAAGACUUAACGAUUUCUGAAACAAUUUUGGAUGAAGAAUAUGAGAGCAACAUUGUUAAUAAUAAUACUAGUGUGGAUCACCAAUCAGAUCGUCCAACUAGUAUGGAAACUGAUGUGAUCGAUCUCUUGAGCCCAUCUCCGGUACCAAUGACACGCUAUGUGUCAAAAUGUCAAGGUAAUGUAGAACUAGUUAAUGUUAUUGAUCUGAGUGACUCAUCGGACAUGGAAAUAUCACCUGAUCAUGCUCAGAAAGCACAAGAGCUCAGACAAUUCCUGAGCAGCAUCAGAGAAGAUUUAUCUUGAAACCAAUUUAUCUUAGCUCUAUGUAUCCAUAUUUGUAUCGAUAUGAGCUUUGUUCAAUAGUCUUUAGGCUAGCUUCUUCUGAUUAAUUGUAAUUUGGGCAUAUUCGUUGUGAAGCUAAUAUGCCAUUUGGCUAUUUUUCUUACAAGCUUUUUCGCACCACUGCUCCUUACUGUAACUGUUAAGAUAUAUAUGUAUAUAUUGUGAUUAGUCAAAGUGUAUAAUUUAGUUACCUAUUUUGUAGCCUAGUUUAAGGGAUUUGAUAUCUCUUGUAAAUUGUAUAUAAUGCUAUUGAAGCAAUGAAUAUAAUCACGGAAUAUAAUUCCUUCAUGGUAUCAGCAGUCUAGGGCAAUUUCCGCUGCACCCUAGUGUUGU
Molecule: messenger RNA, 2604 nt
Organism: Chenopodium quinoa (quinoa)
Lineage: Eukaryota; Viridiplantae; Streptophyta; Magnoliopsida; Caryophyllales; Amaranthaceae
Product: flap endonuclease GEN-like 2
Exons: 14
Coding region: 244-2232 (662 amino acids)
Molecular function (GO): DNA binding; 5'-flap endonuclease activity
Source: RefSeq, a predicted model, not a curated record